AUUGGCCUUCAAGUGGCCUGCCGAAGAUGCGUUCCUUCCAAGAGGCAACGCUCUCUCGCUCUCUAUCAAUCAGAAGAAGAAAACAUCUUCCAAGAGGCAGACAGGCGGAGACCGGAGUCAACCUUCUUCUCUCUCAAAGGAAAGAACAACCAACUGCUGAAAGCUGGAUCGGAUCCUCGGAAUCUAGGAGAGAGCAAGCUCCGUCAAGUUCGUCAUCUCCAGGUAGCACCACUGGCAACCAUGGAGGCGGCUCUGGUGAGUGCAGCGACGGGAGCCUUGAAACCCGUCCUGGAGAAGCUAGGCGCUCUGGUGGGCGACAAGUACAAGAGGUUCAAGGGUGUCCGUGACGAUAUCAAGUCACUCACGCGUGAACUCACUGCCAUGGAAGCAUUUCUUCUCAAGAUGUCAGAGGAAGAGGACCCUGAUUUUCAGGAUAAGGUGUGGAUGAAUGAGGUGCGGGAGCUCUCUUAUGACAUGGAGGACUCCAUCGAUGACUUCAUGCAGAGUGUGGGCAGCCAAGAUUCAAAGCCAGAUGGUUUCUUGGAAAAGAUGAAGAACUCGUUGGGGAAGAUGAAGGCUCGUCGUCGCAUCGGAAAUGAGAUCCAUGAUCUGAAGAAACAGAUCACAGAGGUGGCGGAGAGGAAUGAAAGGUACAAGGCCCGCGAGGUCUUCUCCAAGGCCAAGAAUACAACCGUUGACCCUAGAGCUCUUGCUAUCUUUCAGCAUGCCUCCGAGCUUGUCGGAAUUGAUGAACCUAAGGCUGAGAUAAUUAAACUGUUGACACAAGGUGCGUCAACACAAGAGAAAAUGAACUUGGUAUCCAUUGUUGGAUCUGGAGGAAUGGGAAAGACAACUCUUGCAAACCAAGUGUAUCAAGAUCUCAAAGGAAAAUUUCAAUGUCGAGCCUUCUUAUCCGUUUCAAGGAAUCCAGACAUGAUGAAUAUCCUAAGGACUAUUCUUAGUGAAGUUAGUGGCCAACGUUACACCGACACCGAAGCAGGAAGUAUACAACAUCUCAUCAUCAAGAUCACUGAUUUCCUAGUAGACAAAAGGUAUUUUGUUGUUCUUGAUGAUAUAUGGGAUGUGGAUACAUGGCAUGUUCUUAAGCAUGCAUUUCCUGUGACAAGUUCUGGCAGUAUUAUAAUCACCACUACUUGUAUAAAUGAUGUUGCUGAGUCAUGCCGUUCAAGACCAUAUAAUGGAGAUACUUAUAGCAUAAAGCCUCUUGAUAUGGUACACUCUAGGCAGUUAUUUUACACAAGAUUAUUCAACUCCGAAGAAAAUUGCCCAUCAUAUCUUGAAAUAGUUUCUGAACAAAUUUUAAAAAAAUGUGUUGGGCUGCCUUUGGCAAUCAUUGCUAUAUCGGGUUUGUUGGCUAAUACUGAAAGGACAGAGGGUCCAUGGAAGGAAGUUGAAGAUUCGAUUGGUCGAGCACUUGAAAGAAAUCCCAGCGUUGAAGGAAUGAUGAAGAUAUUAUCACUUAGUUACUUUGAUCUGCCUGCUCAUCUGAAAUCUUGUCUUUUAUGUUUGAGUAUAUUCCCUGAAGAUUCUAUUGUUCAGAAGAAAGUUUUGAUAAAUAGAUGGAUUGCUGAAAGAAUAAUUCAUACAGAAGCCGGAUAUAGUAAAACAUAUCAGUUCGGAGAAAGGUGUUUUAAUGAGCUCAUCAAUAGGAGUUUGAUCCAACCUGGGGAUACAAACAUAUAUGGUAUGGUAAAAAGUUGUCGACUUCAUGACACAAUUCUUGAUUUCAUCAUAUCCAAAUCCAUCGAAGAAAACUUUGUUACUUUGGUAGGUGUUCCUAGUUUAACUGUUGGGACACAAAGCAAAGUUCGUCGGCUCUCCCUGCAAGCCGGCAAGGAAAAAGAAGUGAUACUGCCAAGAGGCUUGGUGUUGUCUCAUGUACGAUCACUUGAUGUGUUUGGGGAAUCGGUGAAAAUCCCUUCUAUGGACAAGUUCAGGCAUUUGCGUUUUCUGGACUUUGAAGAUUGCAAACAGCUAGAGAACCACCAUCUUGAAAAUAUAGGGAGAUUGUUUCAGCUGAGGUACUUGAGCCUCCGAGGAGCGGAGAAAGUAAGUAAGCUCCCAGAACAAAUCGGACAGCUAUGGUGCUUAGAGAUACUGGACAUAUUUUACACCUCUGUUCGUGAGUUACCAGCAUCUAUUGUGAAUCUCAGGAGACUAGUGCACCUAUUAGUAAACCAUAAUGUUACACUUCCUUGUGGAAUUUCCAAGCUGCAAGCACUGGAGAAAUUGAAGGUUGUCACUGUCCAUAACCAGUCAUUUUCAUGAGUUACGCCUGGAAUUUCCAAGCUGCAAGCACUGGAGAAAUUGGGUGGGCUCCCUUGUCAACCUCCAGGAGUUACGCCUUGAAUUGUUCAGACCUGAGCAGAAAGAUUUAUAUAUCC
Triticum dicoccoides is the source of this 2405-nucleotide messenger RNA. Its product is annotated as disease resistance protein PIK6-NP-like. Gene Ontology annotation, molecular function: ADP binding. The transcript has 3 exons. The record is from RefSeq and is a predicted model, not a curated record. Gene Ontology annotation, biological process: defense response to other organism. The coding region runs from base 241 to 2289 and encodes 682 amino acids. Lineage: Eukaryota; Viridiplantae; Streptophyta; Magnoliopsida; Poales; Poaceae.